Messenger RNA from Opisthocomus hoazin, 1422 nucleotides. RefSeq lists its product as uncharacterized. Lineage: Eukaryota; Metazoa; Chordata; Aves; Opisthocomiformes; Opisthocomidae. The record is from RefSeq and is a predicted model, not a curated record.
AUGGGCGACACGCAGAAGGGCAAGCUUCACCAGGGAAGUCCUGUGAGAGCUGAACUGCAUCUGUUCCCCUCCAGAAAGCUCACAGGUGAUACCCUUCAGGACACCGAUCAAAGACAGGACCGCAGGCAGGAGCUGGAGACCGAAAGUGAGGUGGAGACGUCUUUUGGAAAGAGGCGGGCAAUGGUAACACCCUGUGGGAUGGAAGUCUGGGAGUGCGAGGACAGUGGCAGAGCGCACAUCAGCAAGGUCAUCCUUGCUGGGGACGAGCCGGACCCACCCAUGUGUGGGAACGGUGCCAUUUGGAUUCAGCAGGUGGGAGAGAAAACCUAUGAGUGUCCCGAGUGUGGGAAGAGCUUCAGCCGGAGCUCGUACCUGAGCCAGCACCAGAGGAUCCACCUGGCAGAGAAACCCUUUAGCUGCUCCGAAUGUGGGAAGAGUUUCACCCGCAACUCGGACCUGAUCAAACACCAGCGGAUCCACACCGGUGAGAAGCCGUACCAGUGCAACGAGUGCGAGAAGACCUUCAGCCAGAGGUCCAACGUGCUCAGGCACCAGCGGACCCACACGGGAGAGAGACACUACCAGUGCAACGAAUGCGGGAAGAGCUUCAGCCAGAACUCGCAUCUCAUCGUCCACCAGCGAAGCCACAAGGGAGAGAAACCCUUUCACUGCCCCCGGUGUGAGAAAAGCUUCAGCGACCGCUCCUCCCUGAUCAUACACCGGAGAGUCCACACCGGAGAGAAGCCCCACAAGUGCCAGGAGUGCGGGAAGCGUUUCCGGGACAGCUCGGCCAUCAUUCGGCAUCAGAGGAUCCACACGGGAGAGAAACCGUACGAGUGCACCGAGUGCAGGAAGACCUUCCGGCAGAGCUCCUCGCUGGUGACCCACAUGCGAACGCACACGGGCGAGAAGCCCUACAAGUGCCUCGUGUGCGGGAAGGGCUUUAGCCAGAGCUCGGCGCUCACCACUCACCGCCGGAUCCACGGUGGGAAGGCCUUGCCCGUGUACCACGGCGGCCUCCUGCCCAGCUCCUUCCAGUGUGCCGAGUGCGGCCGGAGGUGCAGCGACCGCUCCGCUCUGGCCAAGCACCAGAGCACGCACGCCGAGGAACGGCCCUACAUCUGCGUGGAGUGUGGGGACAGCUUCCGCCGGAGCUCGGCUCUCAACGUGCACCUGAGGAUCCACCGCGGGGAGAGACCUUACAAGUGCGAGGAAUGCGGAAAAACGUUCAGGCAUAGCUCAGCCCUCGGUGCCCACCUGAGGAUCCACGCAGGAGCCAAGCCCUACGAGUGCGGCGAGUGUGGGAAAAGCUUCCGGAAAAGCUCGACGCUUCAAGUCCAUUUGAAAAUCCACGCGGCCAAGAAACCUUAUAAAUGUACGGUGGGCAGGAGAACGCUUGCGUCUCGCUCACUGCUGCCAUAG